ACACUGCACUGUGCCGUCCAGCUUACCACCGCCAACACCAUACAUCAGCCGCCCCCGCGCUGCUGUGCACCCAAGUAGUUCACCUCGCCGUCUAAUCACCGCCUACCGCGCAACGUCGCCGACCGCCGUCACCGCACUCCGCGUCCACAGUUCUUGGUUGUAACAUGGCCACCAUGGCAGGUAGUGCGAGAAACCGCGAUUUUGCAGGUGGCGCCUCACUCAACAACACAGAUAACGAUCGCUCGGCCUACACAUGGGGCAACAGCAUUUGGAACUCGAAGCCAGUCGGGUCUGGCUUUGGCUCGACACCUCGAGACGGCUCGCGACCCAGAGACAGCAAUGCCCUCCUUGGUGUGACUGCCGAUAUCGCCGAGGGCAGGACAGGCUCCGGCUCGCUCGUUUCCCCUCCUGCGUCUGAGUGGAGGCAGAGUCGUCCUUCCCAGGUUUGGGGAGACAGUUCCCACAUUAGGAGCUCUGGCGUAUCACCCGCGCGGAAGCGCUCCGUUGCACAGAACCAAAAUGCACCACAAUUCGGCGAAAACCCAUCCUCGCUCUUCUCUGUCUCGCGAACUACGUCGGUAAACCAGGGGCAAGGCGUAAGGGCUCUCAAGCCACUACUCGACCCUACUUCGACCAACUUCACCUCGCGCAACGUCGAUUCACUAAGCAAAGGAUUUUCCAACUUCGGUUUUGGCCAGGCUGAGCUCGCUAGCCCGCAAGGACCUGAUAACUCCGUUUCGCCGUGGCCGGACGCAGCUGUCCACUCGCCCAUCGAUGAUAGACGGAGUGUGACAGGCUCUGAUCACUACGGCACCACCAGUGGUGCACAAUCGUGCAGUGGCAGUCUACCACCCUCGAGACAUGGUGCCGAAGGUAGUCAUUACAAUCCUUACGCUGACUCAUUUGCUCGAUUCUCCCAGUCAGGAGCACGUCAGACCUCUUCCUUGUCUCACGCCAACCCUCGUCCCUUCCAGGAGCGCAAUGGCUCUAUUCACAGUGAGUCACUACAGCUUGCUCAAGCUCAGAUGAAGCACGAGCAGGAGCAAGAACCCCGCCUUGGAGCGCACAGAUCCUCCUUCAGCAUCAACGCUUUCACGCCAGCGUUCACACCUGCAGGUCAAGCACUGAACGACCCUCGCGAUUCCUACCAGGACGUACAGAUGCCUGUCCAGCCUGAAGCUCAGGCCUUCCGCAGCUCUGGAACCUACACACCUGACAGCUUCACCAACGGCCAGGUGAGCGAUCCUAAUGCGCUAUUCCGAUCGGUCAACUACGAUACUCGAAGCGCACCGAACGGCAACACCGCAGUUCGACAAAGCCCAUUCUACUCACACGCCCACACACCUCCCGUGCACGACUACCUCAACCCCACUUAUCGUGGCGAUCAGGGACUCAACCACCCGAACAACAUCGCGCUUGUUCAGAACAAGCUGGCGGGCUACCAGAUCCAGCAAGAACGACGCAAUGUCGCACCACCUCAAUACUACCAACAGUACCAGCAGAUGCUGCCGAUGAACCAAUUACGCAACCCCCAAGCCUAUCAGUAUGCGAUGCCGAACGGUAUGCCCAUGACUGCGCUGCCACCGCACAUGACUAUGGUCCAGAUGGCGCCUAUGAUGCCUGUCCUCGAAGCGCCCCGAGGCCCGCGGAUGCAGCAAGCCGCAGACAACAUUGGUGCCAUGAGCCUUGUACUAGACUCGUUCAAGAAAGAGAGCAAGCAGAACAAGCGCUGGGAGCUGACCGACAUCUACGAGAACGUAGUGGAGUUCGCUGGAGACCAGCAUGGAUCCCGCUUCAUCCAGCAAAAGCUAGAGACCGCCAACAGCGAGGUGAAGGACCACAUUUUCCGGGAACUCGAGAAGAACGCAUUGCAGCUAAUGCAAGACGUCUUUGGCAACUAUGUGAUCCAGAAGUUCUUCGAGCAUGGUGAUCAGAUCCAAAAACGCGUCUUGGCUGGAAAGAUGAAAGGUCAUGUGUUUGCGCUGUCAAACCAGAUGUACGCCUGCCGAGUUGUGCAGAAGGCACUCGAGCACGUGCUUGUAGACCAGCAAGCUGCCAUGGCCAAGGAAUUGGAAAAAGACGUACUGAAGACCGUGAAGGACCAGAACGGCAACCACGUCAUCCAAAGAGUUGUCGAGCGAGUCCCGAUCGAGUACAUCCAGCCAAUUGUUGACUCCUUCAGAGGCCAGAUUGACAAUCUUUCGACCAACUCUUAUGGCUGCCGCGUCAUCCAGCGGUUGGUUGAGAAGAUUCCAGAGCCUCAGCGCCGAUUCAUCCUCACUGAACUGCACGCGGCUGGCCCCAAGCUCAUCACCGACUCUUACGGCAACUACGUUGUGCAGCACGUCAUCGAGCACGGUUUGCCUGAAGAUCGGGCAAAGAUGAUCACACUGAUCAAGAACCAAUUUCUCAUGUUCAGUAAACACAAGUUCGCUAGCAACGUUGUCGAGCGCUCCUUGGUUUGCGGAUCGGAAGCAGAACGUCGUGAACUCGUAUCGACUGUCAUCACGAAGAACGAGCGUGGCGAGAACAAUCUAUUGAGCCUUCUGAAGGAUGGGUUUGGCAAUUACGUGAUUCAGAAGAUGCUCGAGACUCUUACCCGCCCCGACUACGACAUCUUCGUCGAAGCACUCAAGCCUGAAUUGGAGAAGGCGAAGAAGAUCAUCUCUGGGAAGCAGAUUAUCUCGGUCGAAAGGAAGAUGGACCGAUUUAAUCGCACCGACUCUCCCACAGAAACUCGUGACGAUAUACCACCCACACCGAGCCUUUCGAGCUCGGCACAGUCACCCCGGAGCAGCACACUCCCCUCCACCUCCGCGUCAACCAUCGACGAACCUGUACAUUCUGCAACAUCGACCUCGAAGACCAUGCCCUCCGUCACUGAGGGCGUGAAGAUCGAGGAAUCGACAUCUUGAACGAUCUCACACGACUUCUCAUAAGGCGCACCGCUACUCUUCACUUUCAUUGCUACAUGCAUUUGUACUGGGUGGGCCGGCAUG
This is a messenger RNA of Macroventuria anomochaeta, 2999 nucleotides long. Its product is annotated as ARM repeat-containing protein. The record is from RefSeq and is a predicted model, not a curated record. The transcript has 5 exons. Bases 165 to 2915 code for a protein of 916 amino acids. Gene Ontology annotation, molecular function: mRNA 3'-UTR binding. Gene Ontology annotation, biological process: nuclear-transcribed mRNA catabolic process, deadenylation-dependent decay. Lineage: Eukaryota; Fungi; Ascomycota; Dothideomycetes; Pleosporales; Didymellaceae. Gene Ontology annotation, cellular component: cytoplasm.